AUGUUGUCCACCAACGCGAGCUCGCCCUCGCAGGCCACCACUCACGAGCGCGCAACGUCAACAACAUCCAACGCUCCACUUGCAACACCGCCGCAGCAAACGAAGCCAUCCCUCCGCACCAUACCGCCGGAGUUACGCAAUCAAAUCUACGCGUACACUCUCGUGCAAGACCAGACGAUCGAGCUGUCCACCGGCAGUUCAAGAACUACGUCCGCCUUGCUCCGCACGUGUCGCCAAAUCAGGCAGGAGGCCUCGCCCAUGUUCUACACCGCGAACGAGUUCACGUUCAAGAUCCACGGGUACCGCGGCCUCGAAGCGGCGCCUGCGCUCAAGGUCCACCUCCAGUUCUCGCGAGUCGGGCGCAAGAACUUCCAGCUGGAGAUCUGCCGCGAGUGCCGUGAGUCCAUCCACCUCGAGGACUUCGCCAAGUGGCUGCGGGCCUACCAUCGCGACGUUAACACGAUUCCGCGUCUGGAGCCGCGUGUCUGCAUCACCGGACCACUCUGGGGAUCCGCGGUUAGAAGAAUCGUCUCCACCAUCGACAACGGAGGAGUACCUGGCGUGGACGCUUUGGCGGCCAUCACUUUCCUCUUGGCAGUGCUCAAAGUGAACAAGACUGCUCUGCCCUUCCACGGGUGCAGCAUGUUGACGGAAAUUGAAGACGACGGAACGGAGAAGAGGGAUGGCUGUAAGGUAUGGCGCGAGAAGUGGGCGGGCCCUGUCUGGGUGUAG
Molecule: messenger RNA, 732 nt
Organism: Neohortaea acidophila
Lineage: Eukaryota; Fungi; Ascomycota; Dothideomycetes; Mycosphaerellales; Teratosphaeriaceae
Exons: 1
Coding region: 1-732 (243 amino acids)
Source: RefSeq, a predicted model, not a curated record